Helicoverpa zea (corn earworm) is the source of this 2053-nucleotide messenger RNA. RefSeq names its product low molecular mass lipoprotein 4-like. The transcript has 3 exons. NCBI's taxonomy places the organism in Eukaryota, Metazoa, Arthropoda, Insecta, Lepidoptera, Noctuidae. The coding region runs from base 286 to 1623 and encodes 445 amino acids. The record is from RefSeq and is a predicted model, not a curated record. Gene Ontology annotation, cellular component: extracellular region.
AAUUUCCGAAACGUGCUGGCCACUGUUGGUUGCUAUAUUUACUUUACUCUUUGGUUGGUUGUUUUUAAGCGACGAAAUAAAACAAAAUAAGUGCAUUGCCUGAGUUCAUUUCUCGAUUAGAAGUGUCAAGAGAAGUCACAAGUUUGCGCCUGGAGCCUGUGAAACCGAGGUACCUACUUACAUAUUCACAAGUACUUACAAUAUAAGAAGUGUAGUUGACAGUUUGAAUUUGAACAGGCCGCUCCGAAUAGCUGUUAAAGACAUCUAAAGAAUCUUGCCUGUACCAUGACCGAUUUAAACAAGUGGAAAAGUGCGCUAUCCCCAAACUACGAAAGCAAUGUAGACAAAUUAUAUCCAUAUUCGGAAAUGCCUUACGAUAGAGAUUAUAAGGUGGUCAAGAUACCAUUUUGUACUGAAGAUCUCAUAGAACACGUUAAUUACUUUGGCGAAGGAAAAGGGGAGAUGACCGUAGGAUUUAAUAAUUGCUACAAUGUUCAUUAUCAAUACUAUUUAGUUUCAAGUGGCCAAGAUAAAGGCAGAAAGAUACCUAACAGAAUACCGAUUUCUCCUGACGAUGUCUAUGAGGGAACCCGCAAAUAUAUUAAAGAUAAUUCUGUUAGAACUGUUACAGUUGGACUCGCUAAAGAUGUGAUAUCUAAAGCUAUUGCACAAGACAUAGCUCGGAUUGUAAAUGGCCGUGAAGGAAAAGUUAUCAUUUAUGAUUAUACUCACGAGGAUAGUGAAAUAAUUACAGAAGAGCUGAAGAUUGCAAAACAGUUAUUCUACUGUCCCAUCUGGAUUAUACCAGAUAACCUUGCAUUAAGCUACUGUAAUACGUCAUACAAAGCUUAUUUGAGCGGGAACGAAAUCAAAAGAGAGCUUUAUAGAAAUAUCGUAAAGGAUGAUAUCGAAGCUGCUGUCAUACUAACUGCUUGUUUGAAUAACCCGUACGCCAGCAACGCUAUACGAGAUGUUGUUAAUAAACUCAUUGAGAAUAAAAUUGCGAGUGUCAUUGUGUACGCGUACAAACUGUGGAAUAAUAAUUUCAGAGAUGUUGUCUUAAAACAUUUUCCUCAAGUGUUCCAAGAGAUAUUCAACGGAGACUGCAUGGUCAUUGUCAAUAAACUACAGAAUCAAGAAUUGCUCCUAGAACCUAGCUCGAAAUUGGCGCUUUGUGGCAACCAAUACAAAUCAACAAAGAAAAUGGGAUGGAGGCUAAUUCCCGAAUGGAAUGAUAAUAAUGUUAAUCUGAUAUUCAAACUGUACAACGUUGAUAGCAAAAUGUUUUUAAAAUUGUGUCCUGGAGCCGGAGAUGGCGUGGAAGAGAAAGCACAUGGUUCAGAAGAUUCCAAGGACCAAAAUGUUAAAUUUAACUUAGUGCCACUAAUGAUGAAUAGGCAAGUUGCUUUCACUAUUCAUAGUUACGAGCGUGGCAAGCGAUUGGAAUUACCAGCCGAUGUGGAUUCCUCACUAAACAAGCCUGUUUUGGGACAGAAAGCUGAUGCUAGUGAGAAUGAUGACCGGUCCAGGUGGAUUUUAGCGGCCUCAAAUGAAAUAAAUUGUGAAGAUUAUGAUUCAGACUUUUCUUGUCGAGAUGAUUCGUCCGGAUAUUGCAACCAGUAAUAAGUAACGUUCUUUGAUUACAAUAAAUUCCUUUGCUUUAUUUUAAGGACUGCAUAGUCAUAUUUUUCUAAGUAUAAAACGAUUUUAACGUGUAGCCGUAUAAUAUUUUACCACCUCUCGUGUUUAUUAAUAAUUAAAAUGUCACAGUUACCCUUAACAACAGGGUUUUGAUUUCUAACAGCCAGUUUCUUCAUCAAAAGUAAUGUCAUAAAGUAAAAGUAACGGUUAAAUUAGUUUUUUCUAUUAAUUUUGCUGUUACUUUAGCAUUGAAAAAACGAAUUUAACCGUUACUUGUGAAAUUACUCUGGCUUUUACUUUUGAUGAAGAAACUGGCUGUCGCCGGUAAUACAUUUAGGUGUGUAAUGAAAACUUUCUUUUUAACAUAUAAUUGUAUCUCAAUAAUUUUGAAUAAAAAUAUUAUUUGAUUGGA